Messenger RNA from Acanthochromis polyacanthus (spiny chromis), 3520 nucleotides. RefSeq names its product component of oligomeric golgi complex 7 (gene cog7). The transcript is spliced from 16 exons. Lineage: Eukaryota; Metazoa; Chordata; Actinopteri; Pomacentridae. The coding region runs from base 329 to 2722 and encodes 797 amino acids. Gene Ontology annotation, cellular component: COG complex. Gene Ontology annotation, biological process: intracellular protein transport; Golgi organization; retrograde vesicle-mediated transport, Golgi to endoplasmic reticulum. The record is from RefSeq and is a predicted model, not a curated record.
AAACACAACGCGCCAGAGGAAGUUGUUGUCAGUUGUCAGUUGUCAGUAGCAUUGCUAGCAACAGACAUUAGAAAUAUGUCUUUACUUUUCUCCUUGUAGAACCGUAGACCUUUAAAAAUAACUCUGGAGGAGGCCGUCGCAUUGCUGGAACUAUAUUUAGUUGUGAUGAUAAUUUCAUUUUCUUGGGCUAUUUAUUUUAUAUUCGUGUCGAAGCCUCUGUUUGGGAAGAAUUAGCUCGCCAGCGUUAGCUAUGGGUCGAUGACACAGACUGCACCAGAAGAGUUUUCCUGAACGCCGCCCAGCUUCUUGCACUUGUUAAGAAGCAGAGAUGGAUUUCUCUAAGUUCCUGGACGAUGAUUUUGAUGUGAAAGACUGGGUGAACGGAGCCUUCAAGGUGGUGCAGAAGGACGCUCCGGGGAAGGCGGACACACACGCAGCUACACUGGUCAUGAAGCUGCAGCUGUUCAUCCAAGAAGUCAACAACAGCAUCGAGGAGAGCAGUAAUCAGGCGCUUCAAAAUAUGCCGCGAGUGCUGAGAGAUGUGGAGGCUUUGAAACAAGAGGCGUCCUUCCUGAAGGAGCAAAUGGUCCUGGUCAAAGAGGACAUCAAGAAGUUUGAGCAAGACACUGUGCAGUCCAUGCAGGUCCUAGUGGAGAUCGAUCAGGUGAAGAGCCGAAUGCAGCUGGCUGCUGAAGCGCUGCAGGAGGCAGACAAAUGGAGCACACUGAGUGCAGACAUCGAGGAGACCUUCAAAACACAGGAUCUUGUGGUGAUUUCCUCAAAGCUGACCAGCAUGCAGAACAGCCUGUCCAUGCUGGUGGACACGCCAGACUAUUCUGAGAAAUGUGUCCACCUGGAGGCUCUGAAGAACAGACUGGAGGCCAUGGCCAGCCCACAAAUAGUGGCUACUUUUAAUUCCAUGUCUAUAGACCAAGCCAAGCUGUUUGUUAAAGUCUUCACAGAGAUAGAUAGAAUGCCGCAGCUUCUUGCGUACUACUACAAGUGUCACAAGGGCCAGUUGGUGAGCAUCUGGCAGGAUCUCUCUCAGAGCGAGCUCAGUCUGAAUCAGCAGCUGUCUGAAUUCUACGACACUUUGCUGUCUACGUGGCACUCUCAGCUUCAGUGGAGCAGCCAGGUGUUCAAGAACCCGUAUGAAGUGGUGACGGUGCUGCUGAUCCAGACUCUGGGGGCCAUGGUGCCGUCCAUCCCCGUAUGCCUGAGCACGGCCACAGAGCGUUCAUCCCAAGAGCAGCGUCUGGACACCCUGCUGGAGCUCCACAGCACAGCAUCCACCUUUGGACACAGCCUGGAAGCCGCCAUGCUGCCACACCUGGGUCAGCACAGAGAUAAGAUAACGCUACAGAGACUGAAAACACAGGGAUUUCAGUCAUUAUGUUCUGUUUGUGUUUCUACUCUAGGUGAGAAUAACCUCCUGAAGGUGAAUGAGCUGGUGUGUGCGCUGUAUGAUCCCUACAAAUCUUAUCAGCUACAGUAUGGAGAUCUGGAGGAAGCUCACCUCCUCAUCCAGAUCAGCGCCGUACCUUUGGAACAUGGGGAGGUAAUUGAUUGUGUGGAAGAGUUGAGCCACUCUGUUGGAAAGCUGUUUGGUCUGGCGAGUGCUGCUGUGGACCGCUGUGUCAAACUCACCGAUGGCCUUGCUGUGUGUGGCCUCCUCAAAGCUCUCAAAGCUCUCUUCACCAAGUAUGUGUCGGACUUCUCCACAACGCUCCAAUCUAUUCGAAAGAAGUGUAAACUUGAGGAUACGCCAAGUUCAUCUGUUUUCCAGGAGGACUGGACCGCCUUCCAGAACUCAGUCAGGAUCAUUGCCACAUGUGGAGAGUUACUGAGACAAUGUGGAGCCUUUGAGCAACAGCUGUCAAACAGGAUCCUGGGCACGGCAGGAAAGUACUUGUCAGAGUCGUACAGCCCACGCAGCCUGGCAGGCAUCCAGGAGGCCAGUUCCACAGAGAGGAAGAGUGCCACCAAGAACCCUUGGCAGGAAUACAACUACCUACAGAGAGGAAACGUGGCAGAAUACAACAACCUGAUGGAAGUUCUCUACUCACUAAAGGAGAAGGGCACGGGGAACUCCAGCUUGUUAGCUGAGCCCAGAACAGCUCUGACCAGACUCAAUCAGCAGGCCAACCAGCUGGCCUUCGACUCUGUCUUCCUGCAGAUCAAACACCAGCUCUGCCUCGUCUCCAAGAUGGAGAAUCAAGAGGCGCCCGGUUUUGGAGAGAGCUACACCGAGGACCUGCCCACUUUCAGCCUGUCACCACAAGAAUACAUUACAAAUAUUGGACAGUACCUGAUGUCUCUGCCACUCCACCUGGAGCCUUUCGUGACACAGGAGGACCCGGCGCUGGAGAUGGCCUUACAUGCUGGGAAGCUGCCUUUCCCUCCAGAGCAAGGUGAUGACCUUCCUGAGCUGGACAACACAGCAGACUACUGGUUGGGCUCAAUUGCUCGGGCAACCAUGCAGACCUACUGUGAUGCCAUUUUGCUGAUCCCCCAGCUGAGCACCCAUUCCACUAAACAGCUGGCCACCGAUAUUGACUAUCUGAGUAAUGUGAUGGACGCUCUGGGCCUGCAGCCGUCUCGCACCCUGCAGCACAUCGUCACGCUCCUCAGAGCUAAACCAGAAGACUACAGACAGACGGCCAAACUGCUGCCUCGUCGACUGGCUUCCACCGUCGCUGCACUGCGCGCCAUCGACUACUAACAGCAGGGCAGAAGGACUAUAGGUACAGUGACUCUCAGAGCGGCGCUGGGGACUUCCUGCUGAAGAAUGUGAUAUUAAUAGCAGCCGGUUUACACGUUACAGUCCCUGGAAUCUCACAUUUGCUACUGAUGAUUCUCACUAGGGGCUGCAGCAUUUUAGAAUCUGUUUAUGCAGAUAAGUAUGGGAUUUAUGGGAAUGUCCAACUACUGAAAUCAGGUUGGUUCUCGUGGUUUGUUUUUUUUACUGAUUAGCAAGUUUGGCUUUAAAUGAUGUCUCACCAGUGAUGUUGCCUUCAAGUCAAGUCAAAAUGUUACUGUUUCUUGACUUCUCAUAUAUAGUUUCUGCAUUUAUAAGAUAGGGAGAGACUGUGUUAGAGCAUUUUUAAAAAUCUAUAUGACCAAUAUCUUUGACAUACAUAAUACUAAUAUAAUUAAUUUUGGCUAUUAAAUUAUAUAGAGGUAAUAUUUCUAAUAUGUGCUGUAUUGAUUUCCAUUAAUUGAGCUUCACGUUCACCGGUUAGCUUCUAAGGUAAAGGAAGAGGUGAUUUAUUUCUGUGUUGUUGUAGCGGGGGCUGGACUGAUAAUAUGGAGACUCUUCAUGUGGAUGUUUUUGGGGUUUUUUCAUCUUUUUUCAUGCAGUAAUGUGAAAAUUGUACAUAAACUGUAUCAGCAACAUGCCAACGUACCCUGGUGAGUUAUUUUUAUGAAGGCUUUUUUGUAUUUAUUAGUUGAAAAUUUGUUGUAGUUUAAUAAAUGCAGGGGCAUUUCUUGAAAAUAGCUUCUGCAGGCAUGAACUGUC